This is a messenger RNA of Polyodon spathula (Mississippi paddlefish), 8997 nucleotides long. RefSeq names its product golgi brefeldin A resistant guanine nucleotide exchange factor 1 (gene gbf1). Bases 389 to 5959 code for a protein of 1856 amino acids. Gene Ontology annotation, biological process: regulation of ARF protein signal transduction. The record is from RefSeq and is a predicted model, not a curated record. The transcript is spliced from 42 exons. Gene Ontology annotation, molecular function: guanyl-nucleotide exchange factor activity. NCBI's taxonomy places the organism in Eukaryota, Metazoa, Chordata, Actinopteri, Acipenseriformes, Polyodontidae.
GGUUUACCAAGUGCAGCAGGCGAGCCGGCUAGUAGAGUUAAAUAUCUAAUCUUAAAACUUACUGCUUCAAACGAAUGAUUUGAAGUUUUUCCACGUAUUCCGUUUAUUGAAAUGUGAACGUUUUAGCUGAUUAAAUGUUUUAGAGCAUUUUGUUUUGCGUAUGCGGUAAUUUAAACAUUUAUUGUCAUAUUGCUGAGUAAAUCAGCUGAAAUUGACCAGGUCGCCAUUUUGGAUUUGGAUCCAUACAGCAAUCGUUCCGCAGUUCAUGCUCCCAUCUGGAAUUGAACUGCUGGAAGUGAGACUCAUCUGAGAAGAGAACGGUCUUCCAAAACUGUAGAAGCCUAUCUAAUAUCUGCCGGUCCCAGUGCUUUCUGCGCUGUGCAUUUACAUGGGCUUCACCAUGGUGGACAAAAAUAUUUAUAUUGUUCAAGGGGAGAUUUGUACUGUUGUGAGUGCCAUUAAAAGAAACGCGAGAUGGAGCACCCACACUCCCUUGGAUGAAGAACAAGAUCCACUGCUGAACAGUUUUAGCCACCUGAAAGAAGCACUCAACAAUAUUAAAGAGCUUCCUGAAAUGGAGCCCAACGUGUUCCUACGGCCCUUUCUGGAGGUCAUCCGAAGUGAAGACACUACAGGACCCAUCACCGGCCUUGCUCUGACAUCGGUCAACAAGUUCCUCUCACACGGACUCAUAGACUCCAGUCAUGAUGGCGCAGCAGAGGGGAUUGAGAGCAUGGCUGAUGCUGUCACACAUGCUCGUUUUGUGGGGACAGACCCAGCCAGUGAUGAGGUUGUCCUCAUGAAAAUCUUGCAGGUAUUGAGAACCCUGCUCCUCACUCCUGUGGGAGCCCACCUCACCAAUGAAUCUGUCUGUGAGAUUAUGCAGUCCUGCUUCCGGAUAUGUUUUGAAAUGAGGCUCAGUGACUUAUUGAGGAAAUCUGCAGAGCACACUCUGGUAGACAUGGUACAGCUGCUUUUCUCGAGGUUGCCACAGUUCAAAGAGGAAGCCAAAAGCUUUGUUGGAACCAAUAUGAAGAAGGCUUACAAUAUCUUGUGGAAAAACAAACGAGUGCAGUUGAAGAUGAGGGCCGGUGGGAUGAGCGACUCCUCUAAGUGGAAGAAGCAGAAGCGCUCCCCCCGUCCCACUCGACAUGCCUCCCACACCGGCUCGAUCGCCGGGGAGCAGCUGGGCCAGAACGUUGGCAGCAAUAACCUGUCGGGUGCAGUCCCCUUUAUUGAACAGUCCACUCCAGGCAUGUACACGUUUCACCCCGGCUCCGACAGUGGCCCCUCCUCCAUCUCCAGCCCCACCACUGACAGUGGCCUGGAGAUCUCUUCGAAGACCACCUCCAAGGAGGACCUGACAGACCUGGAUCAGGGGAGCUCCACAGGCACCACCCCGGCCACCAGCCCCUCCGGAGAGCAGGACAGCAGCAGGAGGAGUGAGCCAGGCCAGCCAGAGGCUCAGAAUGAAGGUCCCAGGGUUGAGAGAACUCAGUCCGCCUCGGUGGAGUCCAUUCCUGAGGUGCUGGAGGACCGAGACUCGCUGGCCGAUCAGUCGGAUGCUGCCUCGGCACAUGACAUGGACUAUGUGAAUCCACGGGGAGUGAGGUUUACUCAGUCCACUCAGAAGGAAGGUGCUGCCCUGGUUCCAUAUGGCCUUCCCUGUAUCCGGGAGCUGUUCCGUUUCCUCAUCUCCCUAACCAACCCUCACGAUCGGCACAACUCUGAGGUGAUGAUCCACAUGGGCUUGCAGCUGCUGACUGUGGGUCUGGAAUCCGCUCAGAUCUCCAACUACCAGUCCCUCCUCGGCCUGGUCAAGGAUGAGCUCUGUCGGCACCUCUUCCAGCUUCUGAGUGUGGAGCGUCUAAAUCUUUAUGCAGCUUCCCUCAGGGUGUGGUUCCUGUUAUUGGAAAGCAUGAGAGAACAUCUAAAGUUUCAGCUUGAGUUGUAUUUAAAAAAACUGAUGGACAUAAUCCCUUCUGAAAAUCCUAAGCUGCCGUAUGAAAUGAAGGAGAUGGCCCUGGAGGCGCUAGUGCAGCUCUGGAGGAUCCCUGGCUUUGUCACUGAGCUCUACAUCAACUAUGACUGUGACUACUACUGCUCCAGCAUGUUCCAGGAGCUCACCAAGCUGCUGUCCAAGAAUGCAUUUCCAGUCUCCGGGCAGCUCUACACCACCCAUCUUCUGUCACUGGAAGCUUUAUUAACUGUGAUUGACAGCACGGAGGCGCAUUGCCAGGCUAAAGUCUUGAACAACACCACCCAGCAGGAGAAAGCAGACACGGCCAAAUCUGCCAUGGAUAGUACUAUAAGCAGCAGCACAGACAGAUCCAAUGGCAGUGAAGGGAUGUCAGGUGGUGGCAAGGUGCAGGGGCGUUUGGGAGCAGAGACGCUGACACCUCAGCCUCCCACCAGUGGGCACUUAAUGGCUGAUAAAAUGAAGCUGGGAAGACAGUGUCAAGAAGACGGUGAUUCAGCUGAGAAAAAGGCUCCCAAGAAACCCCACCGGUUCUCAUCCUGCUUACCGGAUGCUCAGGAGCUUUCAGACAUCAAAAACAAAAAGAAGCUCCUGAUUGCAGGCACAGAGCAGUUCAACCAGAAGCCUAAGAAAGGAAUCCAGUUCCUUCAGGAGAAAGGACUACUCAGCAGCCCCAUGGACAACAAUGAGGUGGCUCGGUGGCUGCGAGAGAACCCCCGUCUGGAUAAGAAAAUGAUCGGAGAGUUUGUGAGCGACCGCAAAAACAUGGAGCUUCUGGACAGCUUUGUCGGGACCUUCAUGUUCCAAGGCCUAAGAAUCGAUGAAGCCUUGCGCUUGUAUCUAGAAGCCUUCAGGCUCCCUGGGGAAGCCCCUGUCAUCCAAAGGCUGCUUGAAACCUUUACUGACAACUGGCAUAAAGUGAAUGGAUCUCCUUUUGAAACAAAUGAUGCUGGAUUUGCUCUGGCCUACGCUGUGAUCAUGCUCAACACUGACCAGCACAACCACAACGUGCGCAAGCAGAGUGUGCCAAUGACACUGGAGCAAUUUAAAAAGAACCUGAAGGGUGUUAACGGGACGAAAGACUUUGAUCAGGAUAUGUUGGAAGACAUCUACAAUGCCAUCAAGACUGACGAGAUUGUGAUGCCAGAGGAACAGACCGGCCUGGUGAAGGAAAAUUACAUGUGGAGUGUGCUGCUGCACCGUGGAGCCAACUCCGAGGGGGACUUCCUCCACCUGCCGACAGGCAGUUAUGACCAUGACCUGUUCACUAUGACCUGGGGCCCCACCAUUGCUGCGCUCUCCUAUGUCUUUGACAAGAGCAUGGACGAGACCAUCAUCCAGAAAGCAAUCUCUGGGUUCAGGAAAUGUGCGAUGAUCUCUGCCCACUACGGAAUGAGUGAUGUGUUUGACAAUUUAAUAAUUUCCCUCUGCAAGUUUACAACACUCAGCAGUGAGUCUGUUGAGACUCUGCCCACUGUCUUUGGAAGCAACGCCAAGGCUCAGGUUGCUGCCAAGGCCAUGUUUAAUUUGUCCCAUCGCCAUGGCGACAUCUUGAGGGAAGGCUGGAAGAACAUUAUGGACUCCAUGCUGCAGCUGUUCCGUGCUGAGCUGCUCCCUAAAGCCAUGGUUGAGGUUGAGGACUUUGUGGAACCCAAUGGAAAAAUCUCACUGCAGCGUGAAGAAACUCCUUCAAAUCGAGGCGAGUCUGCAGUAUUGAGUUUUGUGAGCUGGCUCACUCUGAGUGGUACUGAGCAGUCUGGACAGAGGGGCCCAUCCACUGAGAACCAGGAGGCUAAACAAGCAGCUGUCGACUGUAUAAAGCAAUGUGAUCCUGAGAAGCUGAUAACAGAGAGUAAAUUCCUUCAGCUGGAAUCACUACAGGAACUAAUGAAGGCACUGAUCUCUGUGACCCCGGAUGAGGAAACCUACGAUGAGGAAGAUGCCGCUUUCUGCCUGGAGAUGCUGCUCCGGAUUGUGCUGGAGAAUAGGGACCGUGUUUCCUGUGUGUGGCAGACAGUCCGGGAUCACCUGUGUCACCUCUGUGUCCACGCCACCGAGAACUGCUUCCUUGUGGAGCGGGCUGUGGUGGGGCUGCUGAGGCUGGCAAUACGCCUACUGCGAAGGGAAGACAUCAGCUCACAGGUCCUCCUCUCCCUCAGGCUGCUGCUCAUGAUGAAGCCGAAUGUCCUGUCCCGAGUGAGCAGGGAUGUUUCUUACGGGCUUCAUGAACUCCUGAAGACCAACGCGGCCAACAUCCACUCCAGUGAUGACUGGUACACCCUCUUCUCCCUGCUGGAGUGCAUUGGGGCCGGAGUGAAAGCCCCACCCUCCCUGCAAGCCACCGCAGGGCCAGAUAAUGACACAGGUGCUCAGUCAGACAGUGAGCUCUCCUCCUCCCACCCCAGUGAUGUCUGCCUGGACCGGGGAUACACCUCGGACUCUGAGAUCUACGCGGAGCACGGGAAGCAGUCCAGGAUUCACCGCUCCGUCACUGAUGUGGAUGUGGCUAGCAGUGGCUGGUUAGUGGUUGGGAGGGAUGAUCUCGACUGCAGCAAGUCCGGCACUGCUCCCGUUAACCAGUACAGCCUGACUCUGGGGCAGGACCUGGGGCUGCAUGACACCAAGUCCCUCAUCAAGUGCGUUGAGUCCCUAUCCUUCAUCGUGAGGGACGCUGCACACGUCACACCUGAGAACUUCCAGCUGUGUGUCAAAACCAUCCGUGUCUUUGUAGAAGCCAGCCUCAAUGGAGGCUAUAAAGCCCAUGAAAAGAGGUCCAAGAGCCACAAGUACGAGCCGAAAUUGACGCGGUUCCGGCGGAAGCCGAGGGAGAAGGAAGGGGUGCCUGUUCGGAGAGCGAAGGUGUCGAGCCAGCGGCUAUCCCGGUCACACAGUGACGAUGAGGAGGAUGAGGGCGUCCCCGCCAGCUACCACACGGUGUCAUUACAGGUUAGUCAGGAUCUGCUCGAUCUGAUGCACACGUUGCACACACGUGCUGCCAGCAUCUACAGCUCCUGGGCGGAGGAGCAGUGCCACCUAGAGGCAGCCAGCAGGAAGAUCGCAGCUGACUCCAGAACACUGUGGUCAAACUGCUGGUGUCCUUUACUGCAAGGUAUCGCAUGGCUGUGUUGUGAUGCCAGGCGGCAGGUGAGAAUGCAGGCUCUGACCUACUUGCAGAGGGCGCUAUUGGUUCACGAUCUUCAAACACUGGAUGCCCUGGAGUGGGAGUCCUGCUUCAACAAGGUGCUGUUCCCGCUGCUGACCAAACUGUUGGAGAGCAUCAGCCCUGCUGACGUGGGGGGCAUGGAGGAGACCAGAAUGAGAGCCUGCACAUUGCUGUCAAAGGUUUUCCUCCAGCACCUGUCUCCCUUGUUAUCUCUGCCCACCUUCGCUGCACUGUGGCUCACAAUCCUGGACUUCAUGGACAAGUACAUGCAUGCCGGCUCCAGCGACCUGCUGUUGGAGGCGAUUCCCGAGUCCCUGAAGAACAUGCUGCUGGUGAUGGACACGGCAGGGAUUUUCCACAAUGCCGAUUCCCGCACAGGGUAUUCCGAUCUCUGGGAGAUCACCUGGGAACGGAUCGACUGCUUCCUGCCAAGACUGAGAGAAGAGCUCUUCAAGCAGACCAUAAUCCCAGAGCCUGCAGAGCCCUCGCAGCCCCCAUACAGUGCCCCUGCAGUGCCAGCCAAGCCCGAGGAGCCCACCCAGCCCAGUGCCAACGAGACUGAUAAAGCACAGUCCAUGGUGCAGCCCAGUGUUCCUCCUCCUCCUCCUCCUGUCUCUACCCCGAUGAAGAGGAGCCCUGUGGAAGUGUCUCCAGCUAUAAGUCAGCCCCCCCUGAUCCUGCAGCCCCUGGCCUCCCCCCUGCAGGUGGGGCACCCGCCCAUGUCUCUGCCCAUCAUCCUGAACCCCGCACUUAUCGAAGCCACCUCCCCUGUUCCCCUGCUCUCCACCCCACGGGAUGCCAACUCAGAGGUCAAAUAGAGCAGAAUCCUUCACAACAUGCAGCCUGUGAGCUUCAAAUAGAGCAGUCCUUCACAACAUGCAGUCUGUCAGCUUCAAAUAGAGCAGUCCUUCACAACAUGCAUUCUGUAAGCUUCAAAUAGAGCAGUCCUUCAGCAACAUGCAUUCUGUCAGCUUCAAAUAGAGCAAAGUCCUUCACAUCAUCAUUUCAUUUGUCAGUGUCAGCUCAUUUGAAACCUUAGUCCCUUACACCCAGGAGGAAACAAUUGCAUAACAUUGGCAAGGUCAUGUGUAAUAAUCCUGCAAAGGUGAACUUAUUAAUUUGUGUUGAAGCUCUUAGCAAUUAAAAUGGCUAAGUUUGCAUGUGAAUCAGAGGAGUCUCGGAACUGAAAUGAACCUGCAGCGAUGCCCAAAAGUUUUGUAUCAUCUAGAAUUUUAGGAUUGAGACAAUUACAAAAAAUAAAAAAAUAAAAUGUAUUAACAAAAUUGAGAUAAUUUGUGUCAUGUAAUCAAAAACUACAAAAUGAAAGUCUACCGGAAUUUGGUAAUUCUAUAAGAUGAUGCUAAACUUUUGGCCAUAACUAUACUAUUUAUAUUCUUGUAAAGAUGUGUCACUUGUCUUUAAGGGGCUCACCUUUCAAUUCAAACAAAAUGUGUAUUCAAAUAUUUCAGCUGAUUUCUGUAUAGGAAGCUUUAGUCUGUUUGGUAUUUCAGAUAAUUACUUGAUGUGUACAGAACCCCAUGUCAUAAUUUUUAUGUAUUUUUGGGAGGGUUCAAAUUGUUUAAAAACAAUAUUAAUAUAUAAUUCUAAACAUCUGAUAGUUUGGUGAUUCUUGGCAGGGAAGUAAUGUUUUCAAAAUCAGUCAGCUAAUAAUGUGGGUUCAGUGUUGAUAUGUUCUGAUUUAGUUAAGAACUUGUCUUUUUUUAUUAUUGUUUCUUUAAUACAGUACAGUAUUCCUGUUACACAACCAACGUAAAUGUGAGUAUGUCCAGUGUGUCACAGAGAGUACAUUACUUCACAUUCUAGCAAAAAUAAAUAUUGGCCAUUUACUGUAAAUAAGAUCCAUACAAAUAUAAACAGACCUAGUAUGCAAAAGUAUCCUAUUCAUCAUUAAAAGAAAACAAAAUGCACACACGACACUAUAUUCAUCACAAAUUACCAUCAUUUUGACUAUCGUCUGGGAUUUUUUUGCACAAACCAGUCCAGUAAAAACGCAGUGCAAUGAACUUCCAUGUACUAGUUUGAACACAAUUGUAUUAUUUUAAUUCCACUUGUUUCUGGUUAUGCUAAGAACAUUCCUUCGUGGCUUCAUGCCUCCUGACAAGCAAUCAGAGUCCUCCCUGUGUGUGUGUGUGUGUUCCGGCUCCAGUCAGUGCUGUUAUAGACUGUUUGUUCAUCUGUAGCUCAGUGCAGUCUCUGGAGCAGUUGCUGGUACAUCUUUCUUAUUAUUUUCCCUAUAAUGGCUCCAAGCCUUUGUUUGUGGCUUUCCCUUUCUGUUAGUAAUUAGGAAACAAGAGAAGUGAAUUCAGUAUAACACCUUCAUAUAUUAGUUUCUUGAAAAGAAUGUUAAAAUGUUUAUAUAAAUGUAUUUACCCCCCACCCCCAUAUUGCAAAGCUGUUGUACUCCUGGUUGUUGUUUCAACACCUGCCCUUUCUCCCAAAAUUAAUUUGAGGAGUUUUACUGGAAACCUGCAGGAUGAUGCUUUCUUCUGUUUCUAUUUUAAAAGCAAACAUAUAUUUUUUUUUGUGGAAAGAGUUUACAGUUCCCGGUUUAUGAAGAACACGCUGCAAAUCACAUGGUUUAAGCCACCCAGAACUGGACAAGUUUACCCACUGCCAUAUCUAAUUUGAAAAUUGAAAUCAUUUGUGUAAAUGAGUAUGGGUACCAAGCUGCAUUCAACAUUUUGUCAUUGGUUUGUACCUUUUUUUGUAAAUUGUGUGUGCAUCACUUGUAAUGGAUAUUUCUCAUUUAAAUUCUAUUGGAUGCUCAAUACAGGAAUGAAUUCUGGAAAGACAGAAAACAAACAAUGAAAAUAAUGUACAUAUUAAUGAAUAGAAAAACAAAAUGUUCUUUUUAUAGUAUAAUAAAUAUAAUGUAAAUUGACCUUAGUUUUUGUUUUUGAGAUAUGUAUGGAACAAAUGUUAAAGCAGUCCAUCCUCUUUCAACCUGGCUUAUCCCUAGUGAAUCAUUACUGGUCAACAAGUGUGUGUGUAUUUUUUUUUUAAUGAAUUUGUGAAGUUCCAGCAAGUGCAGGUAAAGGAAAAGGCAGCUGAGCGUAUAUCUGAACAAGAUGUAGCUGCAGUUUCUUUCCCUUAUUAGUAAGACUUACGUCUGAAUAAAGAGACUCCUACGCGCUGUACCGUGGAAGGGGGGGGGGUGUAAACACAGAAUGCACGAGGGGUUUGGAUUGCAUGUUUCUUCAUCAGAAACAAGGAACAAAUUACAGGUCAGGCAAGGAGGGGGGGACAGCAACAGCAUAGAAAUAACAAUGGUGUAAAAGAUCUUUGUAUAUGCUGCCAUCGUCCAGGAAUAGGUGUAAAUUAAAAGGUUGCAGUUGUUUAAAUACAAAUGUAUUUUCAGAGCCAGCGAAGUUCCUGCCCAUCCACUUGGUACAGAAAGUAACAGACGUGCCUGAGGUGUCAAACAUCUGGUUUUAUUCCAAGCAGUCGGUCAACACACAACUUUUUUUUUAGUAAACUAAACGGUAUCAGAAACUUACCAAGAAUAUUCAGGGGAAAAACAGAUACACUGUCUUCUCUUAAUGUGUCUGUACAUGGAAUGCAAGAACAAAUUUUAAAAAACAAAAGUGUUACAUAAAACUAACAGGGCUGUGGAUCAUCAUCUUAGGGUAAAACAUACAGGAGUAUUUUCGGUUUCUAAUUACAAACUAAGGCCAAAAAUGUAUUCCACUUUAUAUUCAAAUUGUGUAACUCCCACUCUCUUCUCAACAGAGACUACAUAAGUGUAGAGUAAUUAAAAAGCAUACAGUACUGUAUCACACAUCAAACAUACCGUUUGUUACAAAAUCUACCAAAUUCAACCUUUUUUUUUUUUUUU